This is a messenger RNA of Eubalaena glacialis (North Atlantic right whale), 1778 nucleotides long. It is a transcript of the gene MAOA, whose product is annotated as monoamine oxidase A. Gene Ontology annotation, molecular function: oxidoreductase activity. The transcript is spliced from 15 exons. The record is from RefSeq and is a predicted model, not a curated record. Bases 36 to 1619 code for a protein of 527 amino acids. Lineage: Eukaryota; Metazoa; Chordata; Mammalia; Artiodactyla; Balaenidae.
CUCUACCCACGACCCGGGAGAGCCUCGACCGGAGCAUGGAGAGUCAGGAGAAGGCGAAUAGAGCGGGACACAUGUUCGACGUAGUCGUGAUAGGAGGCGGCAUCUCAGGAUUAUCUGCCGCCAAACUCUUAGCAGAACAUGAAGUUAAUGUUUUGGUUUUAGAAGCCCGGGACAGAGUUGGAGGAAGAACAUACACAGUGAGGAACCAACAUGUUGAUUACGUAGACGUUGGCGGGGCUUAUGUGGGACCAACGCAGAACAGGAUCUUACGGUUAUCUAAGGAACUGGGUUUAGAAACUUACAAAGUGAACGUAAAUGAGCGUCUUGUUCAAUAUGUCAAGGGGAGAACUUAUCCAUUUCGGGGUGCCUUCCCUCCAGUGUGGAAUCCCAUUGCCUAUCUGGAUUACAACAAUCUGUGGCGGACAAUGGAUAACAUGGGAAAGGAGAUUCCAGCUGAUGCACCGUGGGAGGCACCACAUGCGGAGGAAUGGGAUAAGAUGACCAUGAAAGAUCUCAUCGAAAAAAUCUGCUGGACAAAGACUGCUAGGCAGUUUGCAUCUCUCUUUGUGAAUAUCAAUGUGACCUCUGAACCCCACGAGGUGUCUGCCCUGUGGUUCUUGUGGUAUGUGAAGCAGUGUGGAGGCACCACUCGGAUAUUCUCCAUUACCAAUGGGGGCCAGGAACGGAAGUUUGUAGGUGGAUCUGGUCAAGUAAGCGAGCGGAUAAUGCACGUCCUCGGGGACAGAGUGAAGCUGAGGUGUCCUGUCACCUAUGUUGACCAGUCAGGUGACAACAUCAUGAUAGAGACGUUGAAUCAUCAACUUUAUGAGUGCCGAUACGUAAUUAGUGCCGUCCCUCCAACUUUGACUGCCAAGAUACACUUCAGACCAGAGCUUCCUUCAGAGAGAAACCAGUUAAUUCAGCGUCUUCCAAUGGGGGCUAUCAUUAAGUGCAUGAUGUAUUACAAGGAGGCCUUUUGGAAGAAAAAGGAUUACUGUGGCUGUAUGAUCAUCGAAGAUGAGGAAGCUCCCAUUUCAAUAACCCUGGAUGACACCAAGCCAGAUGGAUCGCUGCCCGCCAUCAUGGGCUUCAUCCUUGCUCGAAAAGCUGACCGCCUUGCUAAAGUCCAUAAAGAACUAAGGAAGAGGAAAAUCUGUGAGCUGUACGCCAAAGUGCUAGGAUCCCAAGAAGCUUUACAACCGGUGCACUAUGAAGAGAAGAACUGGUGCGAGGAGCAGUACUCCGGGGGCUGCUACACGGCCUACUUCCCCCCUGGGAUCAUGACUCAGUACGGAAGGGUGAUCCGCCAGCCCGUGGGCAGGAUUUACUUUGCUGGCACGGAGACGGCCACACAGUGGAGCGGUUACAUGGAAGGAGCAGUAGAGGCCGGAGAACGGGCAGCUAGAGAGGUCUUGAAUGCUUUGGGGAAGGUGGCAAAGAAAGACAUAUGGAUCCAAGAACCUGAAUCAGAGGAUGUUCCAGCUGUAGAAAUCACCCACACCUUCUGGGAGAGGAACCUGCCUUCCGUGACAGGCCUGCUGAAGAUCAUCGGAUUUUCCACAUCGAUAACUGCCCUGUGGUUUGCGGUGUGCAAAUUCAGGCUGCUGACCCGAUGCUGAAGUUUCAGCUUCAUGCUUUCUGCUUACUCUUUCCCAGCAUCAUCAAAAGCAAAAUGUUGACAAAUUGAAAGGCUGUGUCAUCGGAUCAUCUUUAAGUACACUGAUUUAACCCCUCAGUUUAAUCUCAGUGUAUCACCUCCUUAAUUUCCGUAAGAUCAA